UGUCUCCAGAGAGGCGCCGGCAACACAGCCUCGGGCUCAGAGCAAAGGGUCCCCGCUCCCAACCCCUGCCACCCCGGGUCUUGCAACAUCGUCUCCACCUUCCUCCUGCGUCCUGGGGUGGGACGUCCUGAGCUUGCACAGACAACCCGGGUCCCCCAGCCAGGAGCCUGCACGGACACCUCCCGUCUGACCCCGAGCCGGAGGCGCACAUCCACCGAAGGAUGGGUUCUGCUGCAAGGAGAUGGGUCUACCUUCCCCUGGGCUGCAUCAUGCUGUUCAAUCUCACAAAUGCUGACUUUGAAUUUCAAAAGGGAGUGCUAGCCAGCAUCAGUCCGGGCAUCACAGAAGAUGUAGAUCUGCAGUGCUGGAACACAUGCUCUCUGACACUGAUAGACCUCAAGGAACUCAAGAUAGAGCACAACGUGGAUGCCUUCUGGAAUUUCAUGUUGUUCUUGCAAAAAUCUCAGCGGCCUGGGCAUUACAGCAUCUUUUUAAACAUAGCCCAAGACUUCUGGGAUAUGUACAUAGACUGUUUGCUUUCAAGGUCUCACGGAAUGGGCAGAAGACAGGUGGUAUCUUCCAAGUAUAAUUUUCCACAGAAAAUGACAAGAGGUGAUUUGAAGGUAUACCUACGGAAGUAGUGAUGUGGCUUUAUUAAAAAUUUGAUAUUUAGUCCUUCUGAUUAUUUCAGGCUUAUCAAAUAAGCUAGCAAACUUGCCAUGUUUAGUUUUUUUAUAUAUAUAUAUUUUUCAUUUUCACAUUAUUUAGAAAUCAGGAGAGUGCUUGAUUAUAAAUGAUCUUGGAAUAUAUACAUUGCUAGAUCAUUAAAGUCAUCUUAUUGUUUCCCCAUGAGUAGUUCAUAAGAAAGCCAUAUAGUUCUGUAUCUAUUCAUAUUGUAUGACUUAAAUAUCAGGCAUGUUGUAGCCUUUUGAACAAAACAUUUUCAAUUGGGUUGCAUAGAAGAAUGAAAUCUUAUAUUAAGAAAUAUUAAUUUCCCUUAAUUCUAUAGAAAUAGAUAAUAAAAUAUGUUUUACAUUUAGGAAGAAAAACACAAAAAAUACCUCAAGCAAGAUGCCAACUGAAAGCAUAAUCCUAUUAGUACUUGUCAAGUCCUGUUAUAAUUAAAAUUAUGAUUUCCAGUCCCUUAAUCUGGUGGUUUUCUUUCUCUAGAUAUAUAAUUGCUUUAUUGACAGUGAUUGGAUUAUUUGCAAAUAUUUAAGUGAUUUGUCAAUAAUUUGUUAUUUAAAAAGCAUUUUGUCAAGUUGUCUUUGUUUGAAAUACUACUUCAAAUGAAAAUAUGAUUUUGUUAAACUAUUCAGUAGAGUGAAGUCAUAAUCAAUUUUAUAAAGUAUCUGGUACCCUAAUAUUGACUUUAAAACUAUUCCCCAACUAAAUGCCAGUAUCUAAAAGUGAUAUUUAAUCUUGGUGUAAUGUUCUCUUUGCCUUCUGAAAUAACA
Messenger RNA from Peromyscus maniculatus bairdii (prairie deer mouse), 1457 nucleotides. It is a transcript of the gene Fam237b, whose product is annotated as family with sequence similarity 237 member B. Lineage: Eukaryota; Metazoa; Chordata; Mammalia; Rodentia; Cricetidae. The record is from RefSeq and is a predicted model, not a curated record.